GGGGUUAUUACCGCCCUUGGAGAGUGUUUACCAAUAACAACGACCUAUAUUCUGUCAAGGCAUGUCUGACAAGUGCGAGGAGCUGCACAGGGCCAUCCAGUUGGGGCUAGUACCGGAAGUGCGCCACCUAGUUGCCGGCGGUGCCAACAUGGACCGGGUGCUGGGGAUGCGAGGGACAGCUCUCUGUGCCGCUAUUGAGGCUCGAAAUUAUGACAUCACCAAGCUGCUCUUAGACGCCGGGUGUGACGUAAACGCUCGUGACUUUGAUGGAGAGCCACCGAUUUUACUCGCUAUCCGGAAAGCACUGCCAGUUUUUCACAAGAAAGCAAGUGCAUCGCAUGCUUUUCAGUUAGGCGCUGUUGAAACGGGGUCAGUUUCUUUGGUUGAUUUAAUUGUCAAUCACGAAAAAUGUAACUUGAACAAAAUGGAUCCGAUAACAAAGCAGACUGCGCUCCAUUUAUCGGUAAGUGAGAAACUUGAGUCACUAGUUGUCAUGCUUAUGACGUCACAAUCGAGCAUUCCGUGUGAUGUUAGAAUAAAAAACAGAGAGGGAAAGUGUUUACUAACAACAACGACCAUGUCAAGGCCUAACUUGGAAAAGAGAAGAGCUGAACAGAGCGAACGAGAGUUUCGACCGGAAGCACUCUGCGCCGCCAUUAAGACUGGAAAUUAUGGCCUCGCCAAACAGUUCAUAGACGCCGGUUGGGAUGUUAACCGCUGUACCCUUGCUGGAAGUCCGCCGCUUUUCCUGGCUCUCCUAAAAGAACUGCCAGUUUUUCACAAGAAAGUAAAUGCAUCACAUGCUAAACAGUUAGACGCUGUUGAAACCGGUUCAGAGUCAUUAUUUGAUUUAAUUGUCAAUCACCCAAACUGUGACUUGAACGAAGUUGAUCCGAUAACAAAGCAGACUGCGCUCCAUUUUUCGGUAAGUGAACAACUGGAGUCAUUGGUUGUCAUGCUAAUGAAAUCAAAAUCCAGCACACCGUGUGAUGUUGGAAUAAAAAACAGACAAGGCCAGACGGCUCUACAUCUCGCGGUUUCCAAAGCCAAUACAAGUAUAGUAGAAGUUCUGUUGCAGAACGACUCGUGUUUGAGUGACGUAUUUACGGGCUUACAGACGUGCCGUGGGUAUCCAUAUAACACAGACGGCUGGACAGCGCUUCACUUGGCUUGCAAACGCGGCAACUUAGCUAUUUUAAGGCUUCUCGUCGAACGGUUAAGAAAUUUGCCGACACAAAAGAAUUCUUCAGACGAGAAUUCGAACAGAGAGAAUAAUGUAUUUACACAUAAUUUGAAUGCAUUGACGCGGUAUACACAUGAGACAUGUCUGCAUCUUGCUGCAAUUGAAGGGCACAUACAGAUUAUGAAUUAUUUAGUAGAAUGUCAGGCAGACGUAGACGUGAAGGACGCGUCGGGAAACACGCCUUUAAUUUUAUUUCUCGUCUCGGACUACCAGUGGGAUCGCGCCGAUAACAGCGUGCCAUCUAUGCUUCUGAGACAUGGCGCUAAUCCAAACACUACGACAAGCUUUAUGGUACAUCGUGACGACAUUUGCAGAUCAUCUAAAGUCACACCGCUCAUGUUAGCGGCUAUGCAUGAGCAAGACAACAUUGAACUGGCGAGAGUUCUCAUCCAACAUGGUGCUGACGUUAACAUGACGGACUCCAACGGCAAUACUGCGGUCUAUUACGCUCUUUGUCAAAAGUCUGCGAAAGUGGCUUCUUACCUUCUUAGAGACUGCUCGCAUACCGAUUUCAAUAUUGAAAACAUUGGCAGGGAUAGUUGUGUAUUCUACAUUGCAAAUAAUUAUCAUGACGACGCUGACUUGAUGCAACAAUACGUUGGUGCGAUUUUCGAUAGGUGUGGUGAGCUUGCUGUCAGCAGAUUUGUUGGAACGGCACUGGAGAAGGCUUUCUAUUUGGAAAAUCAUCUUUUAAUGGACGCAGUUUUAGAGCGGAUAGGUAUAUACGAUGCCAAUAGCAUACGCACAUAUUGGGAUGAUUGGGAUGUGGAAGAUUUACUCGUUCGCGCGGCUGACAGUGGGUUUCUGCCAAUGGUUAGAAUACUUCUUAGUCAUGGCGUAGACAUUGAUACUCGAGUCUCCGUAUUUGUUAAUUAUGAACUGUCAAGUUGUUUGGAGGUUUCUCUAAGUGCCCAUAAAAACCUGGUUGCAAAAUACCUAAUUGACAAUGGUUGUAGUUUAGAACUUGACAGUGUGACCAUUGCAAUUGAUGACAGUGAUAACAGCGACGCUAUAAGUAAAGAAGUAUGUGCGUUGUUAAAAGAGGCAUCUCAAACCCCUCGAUCGCUAGAGUUGAUGUGUUUAUGUUGUCUAAGAAAGCGUCUGAUUGCAAACAAAGUGCCGUUUUCGAAAGUUCACCUCCUGCCGUUACCACCCCAACUACAAAACAGCAUUCGAUACCGAUGAAAUUAUGUAUGAAUAUAGUUUAUCCGUCAAUUUUCAUCAUCAUAUUAAUUAUUAUGAAAUGUCUGCCUAAAUGUCAAGAGAAUUGAAAAUGUUGUUCGAAAA
Dreissena polymorpha is the source of this 2530-nucleotide messenger RNA. Its product is annotated as putative ankyrin repeat protein RF_0381. The record is from RefSeq and is a predicted model, not a curated record. Gene Ontology annotation, molecular function: protein binding. The transcript has 6 exons. NCBI's taxonomy places the organism in Eukaryota, Metazoa, Mollusca, Bivalvia, Myida, Dreissenidae. The coding region runs from base 62 to 2428 and encodes 788 amino acids.